Molecule: messenger RNA, 484 nt
Organism: Scutellospora calospora
Lineage: Eukaryota; Fungi; Glomeromycota; Glomeromycetes; Diversisporales; Gigasporaceae
Source: the annotation of a GenBank genome assembly
UGCAAGAAGAACUUCAUUUUACCUAGCUGCUGAAGAAGAGCUUAUUAAAUGGUUAAAUGAACUUCAACAAAUAGAAAUUGCAGUAAUAUCAGAUUCUAUUAAAAUGCAAAUGUAUACAAUUUUAUUAACAACCUGUGCAGAUAAAUAUCCAGAUUCAUUCAAAGGAUAUCUUACUGAUAUUGUAAAAAAUAAAUGUGCAGUUAAUAAUAUUCAUAAAGCUAUUAUUCUGGGAGGUUUAACAUCAAUUGUACAACCUUUAGAUGAAAAAUGGCAUUUGUGGAUGAGUAAAGAAGUGUGGGAUGAUAUUUCUGCAGAAAUGAUUAUUAAAUCAUUUAAAAAAUGUGGUAUUUCUAAUGAAUUAGAUAGGAUAGAAGACGAUUUAUUAUAUAAUUCAGAUCAAGAGAAUAGUGAAAUCGAUGAUAAUGAAGAUUUGUUUGAGGUAGUUGAAGAAGAUAGUUUAUCUGCUGAAGAACUAGAAGAUUAA